This is a messenger RNA of Tachysurus vachellii, 1487 nucleotides long. RefSeq names its product MIT, microtubule interacting and transport, domain containing 1 (gene mitd1). Gene Ontology annotation, cellular component: midbody. Lineage: Eukaryota; Metazoa; Chordata; Actinopteri; Siluriformes; Bagridae. The transcript is spliced from 7 exons. Gene Ontology annotation, biological process: midbody abscission. The coding region runs from base 212 to 952 and encodes 246 amino acids. The record is from RefSeq and is a predicted model, not a curated record.
AAGCAAAACAAACCAAACAAAUAAACAGGAAGUGCUUCAUUCUGGAGUUUAUUUUUUAUUAUUACAUCUCUUGAUUUUAAAUACAUGAAGCUCCUCCAAAAAUGUAUAACGUGACCUGAUAAGUUAUUGUUAUUUACCUGGUUAGUAGGAGAAAAGGUUUUAACCUGGGAAACUUACAUUUACUCACAAGACCUGAUUAAGAUAAACAGCCAUGUCACAGAACUGGCUUCCUGGGAUGGAAACAUCAGCUGUGUCUGUACUCAAGAGAGCUGUAGAGCUUGAUCACAGUUCACGCUUUCAGGAAUCUCUUGUCUGCUACCAGGAAGGCAUUCAGCUACUUAUAGACGUGCUGAAAGCGAUAAAGGAUGAAUCCAAAAAAGUUCACUACAGAGAAAAAAUCAAGGGUUACAUGGAUCGAGCUGAGCAGAUAAAAGUGCACCUAAACAAAGUGAAAGAAGAAGGGAAAUACCAUGAGCAAAUUAAAAUCACUGACAGCGCCACAGGUUUCAGCUAUGAGAGCCUUUUCAAGCCAUACAUUAGAGAAGGACUCACUGAAGUCUGGGUUGAGGACCCUUAUAUCCGCCAUGUGCACCAGCUGUAUAACUUCCUGCGUUUCUGUGAAAUGCUGCUAAAAGCCAAGUGUAACGUAAAGAAGAUUAAUCUCCUGACCUCACAAGAUGAAGAUGGCUCCUCCCAGCAAGAGAGUGCACUAGCAGAAAUAUGCCAGUCUUUGCAGAGUCAAGAUGUUUGUCUGGACAUUAAAUAUUCCUCCACUAUUCAUGACAGGGAGAUCAGAUUCGAUAAUGGUUGGAUUAUCAAGAUUGGCAGAGGACUUGAUUAUUUCAAGAAACCUAAGGGCCGUUUCUUCAUCGGCUACUGUGAUUAUGACUUGAGAGAAUGUCAUGAGACCACAGUGGACGUUUUCCAUACAAAGCACACCAAGAAGACAUGACAAAAAUAUUUGUAUUCGUGUAUUUACUUCAGUGUAUCCUACUAUACACUGCUUGGACUAAUGGGUUUUUUCUGGUUUACUGUUUUUAACUCUGUUAAGGGUUUACUGUUUAUACAUGAAUCUCAGAGCUGAGCACUAAGUGCCUAAUAUAUUAACAUGCAUGUUGCUGAUUGUGCUGUGCAGAAAAAUGCUUAUCUCUAUUUUAAACAGUGUUACUGCUAGUGUACUAGUGUAAAUGCUACAUUGAUUAUCGUGAGAGGGGGACGUAUGUGGUCUUGCUGCAGUCUGGAGUAAAAACGGACUUAAAAAGAGCCCAGAAUGAUGUCUGAUGAUAUGUAAAUAAUAAAUAACCAGACUGGUUAUAGCCUAGAACUAUCUUUCUAUUUAUGUUAAUCAUCAAGAUGUCUGAAAGCACAUGUUGAUUAUCUAUGAUUCCACCUUUUGUUUUGUAAAGCGUGUUUAUAUGACUUUAAAGUGGACUUUUUUAUGAGGUUUGAUGCAAUUUGAUUCCAUUUGUAAUAAAAUACUAAACCAG